This is a messenger RNA of Esox lucius (northern pike), 9000 nucleotides long. It is a transcript of the gene vwf, whose product is annotated as von Willebrand factor. The coding region runs from base 287 to 8935 and encodes 2882 amino acids. Gene Ontology annotation, biological process: blood coagulation; cell-substrate adhesion. The record is from RefSeq and is a predicted model, not a curated record. Gene Ontology annotation, molecular function: protein binding. Lineage: Eukaryota; Metazoa; Chordata; Actinopteri; Esociformes; Esocidae. The transcript has 55 exons. Gene Ontology annotation, cellular component: extracellular matrix.
UUAACUGACUCAGAACCUGGUAGAUGACUCCAGUUCAUGCUAUGGACAAAUAUUACACCUGUAGUUCUAUUUAACCUGUAACCUGUGUGGCUGGAAUAACCCGACACUGGGCUAGACCACUGCUGGACUAACCGAUACUGGUCUAGACCACGGCUGGACUAACUGACACUGGGCUAGACCACUACUGGACUAACCCGACACUGGGCUAGACCACUGCUGGACUAACCCGACACUGGGAUAAACCACUGCUGGACUAACCCAUCGCUGGACUUACCUGCUGAAGGAUAUGGAGGUGGUGUGUAGGUGGAGGGGAUGGAGAGAGUUCUGUGUUUUGUUGCACCUGACUGUGUUUGCGGUGGGGCUGUCAGAUCGAUGUAGUCUGUUUGGCCGUCAUCAUGUCCACACGUUUGAUGGCAUUCUCUAUCAGUUCCCUGGAGACUGUAGCUACCUGCUGGCUGGAGACUGUGAUCAAAGAGCCUUCACUCUAUUGGGUGAUUUUGUCCGAGGGCAGAGGAGUGGCGUGACUCUGUUUCUUGGGGAGGUAUUUGAGCUGCAUCUCUCAGUGAAUGGACACCUGUCACAGGGACAGAAAAGGUUGUCCCUGCCCUACGCUUUCCAGGGUGUGUUUGUCGGGUCUGAACUAGGCUUCUAUAAGAUGUGGAGUGAAGAAUUUGGCUUCUCCGUAACCAUCGACAAUCAAGCUAAUGUUGCCCUGACGAUGGCAAAACACCAUAGCAACCACACCUGUGGACUGUGUGGCAACUUCAAUGGUGAACCUGAUGAUGACUACACUGCACAGGAGGGUUUCCUUACCGAGGACAGUUAUGACUUUGCCAACUCGUGGGCUUUGAAAGGGGCAGGAGAACCGUGCAGACGUGUGUCUCCUCCCAGCCAAUCCUGCAACACCACCGCAGACACGCCUACGGUGUUGUCCAGGUGCAGUGUGCUGCAAAACUCUCCUGUCUUCCUGCGCUGUGCAAAUGUGGUAUCUCCAGAGACCUUCCUGUCAAUCUGUGAAGAGGAGGCGUGUCAUUGUGGCCAGGGAGAGGGGUUAGGGGCAGGACCAGACUGCCACUGCAACGUCCUAUUGGAGUUUGCACGGACCUGCCUUGCCCACGGCCAGCUACUGAAUGGGUGGUUGGAGGAUAGCCAAUGCUCCCCCAGGUGUCCUGUUGGGAUGCAGUACAAGGAGUGUGCCAGGUCCUGCUCUACCACAUGUCAAAGUCUCAACAUCCAGGAGGUCUGCAAUGAGGAGUGUGUGGAUGGAUGCACCUGCCCUGUUGGUAAGGUGAUAGAUGGUGAUCGUUGUGUGGAGGUGUCUCAGUGUUCAUGUGUUCACAUGGGACGACACUUCCCCCCUGGAUCCAGCAUCUCACAGGACUGCAACACCUGCAUCUGUCGACAUGGAUCCUGGGAAUGUACGAACCAAGGCUGCCCUGGCGAGUGCAUGGUGACGGGCCAGUCUCACUUCAAGACGUUUGACAACAAGUUCUUCACUUUCUCUGGGCACUGCCAGUACCUGCUUGCUAAAGACUGCACUGACAAUGCCUUCUCCGUCAUCAUAGAAACAGUUCAGUGUGCAGAUGAAACGGACGCAGUCUGCACGCGCUCCGUAACCCUGAGCCUGAAGUCCCUGGAGGCCAUGACAGUGAAGCUGAAACACGGAGGAGUUGUAUCUGUCAACGACUUGGACAUACGGACACCUAUGAACCAUGGUCGUUUGCGGAUCCAGAGGAUGGUUCAGUCUGGAGUGCGUGUUUUGUACGGAAAUGAUCUUCAUCUAGAAUGGGAUGGACGGGGCCACGUGCUGCUGAAGUUGUGGCCAGUCUGGGCAGGGAAUACUUGUGGUCUCUGUGGCAACUACAAUGGUAACCAAGGAGAUGACUUCUUGUCUGCUGCUGGACUGGUGGAGGCUGGGCCACAAGCAUUUGGCCAAUCAUGGAGAAUUAACGGAGACUGUAACUCCGCCCCUCGACCAGACACUGACCCCUGCUCCCUCAACCCUAAAAGAGUGCGUUUUGCAGAGGAGGCGUGUGGGAUGAUGAUGUCUGAGGUCUUUAGACCGUGUCACUUCCUGGUGAAUCCCCUGCCUUUCCUGCGGUUCUGUCGUUACGACGUGUGUGUGUGUUCAAAUGGAGAGGAGUGUCUGUGUUCUGCUCUGGCCUCCUACGCCGCUGCUUGUUCUGCCAGGGGAGUUCUACUAACCUGGAGGACACCUGAGCACUGUGCCAUGAAGUGUCCAGUGGGCCAAGUGUAUGAAACAUGUGGCAGUGUUUGUCAGCGAUCUUGUCGCACUCUGUCGGGGAAGGAGCCAGGCUGCACAGAACAGACAGGAUGUGAGGAGGGCUGCUUCUGCCCCCCCGGCCAGUACCUUAGUGACACAGGGGAGUGUGUCAGCCCUGAGUUCUGUCCCUGCCUGCACGAUGGACAGCUGUACCAACCCAACGAUGUCUACGCUGACCACAACAGCAUCUGUUAUUGUGAGAACGGUUCUAUGAAGUGCAGCUCCAAUGAGAUGAGUGAAACCAUGCUGUCUGAUAUGUUCUACGAGGAUGAACAACCCUUCUCCAGAGAGCGCCGUUCAGCCCCCUGUGCUCCACCUCUGAGACAUGUGGGGUGUGAGGGGGGGGGGCAGGGUCUAGAGUGUUCUAGAACCUGUCAGAACCUCGACCUCCCCUGUCUCAGUCUGGCCUGUAGACCAGGCUGUCUCUGUCCCAAUGGAACGGUUCGUCAUCGCAGAGAGUGCAUUGUUCCAGAGCAGUGUCCUUGUUAUCAUAACAAGAGAGCAUACGCCCCAGGACAAAGAAUUACUGUGGACUGUAACACCUGUGUGUGUGAGAACAGACACUGGCAUUGUACAAAGCAGGUGUGUGAUGGAGUGUGUCGUACAGUGGGAGAGGGACAUUACAUCACCUUCGAUGGUCUCCAGUACUCCUUUCCUGGACUGUGUCAGUACGUCCUGGUGCAGGACCAGUGUGGAGGGGAGGAGGGAUCAUUCAGGGUGCUGGUAGAGAAUGAAGCCUGUGGGGUCGUAGGUCAUCGCUGUGCAAAAGCUGUUACAGUCUUCUACAAGGGUGGAAUAAUCACUAUGGAGCAUGGACAGGUGAGGAUGAGGAAGCCAGUGAUGAAGGGUUCGGAAGUAGAGAUUGUUCGUUCUGGUCAGUUCUUCAUCCUGCUGCUGGGAAAACACAUCUCCAUCAGCUGGGACCUGGGAACCCGUCUACUAGUACACAUCUCCUCAUAUUACAGGGAGCGUGUGUGUGGUCUUUGUGGUAAUUAUGAUGGCAACUUGAACAAUGACCUUCUGAGUAGCAACAAUCAACUUGAGGUUGAUUCUGCCCACUUUGGAAACUCCUGGAAGGUCAAACCCAGCUGCGCCGAUGCAACACAGCCUUCUCCUCCCUGCAGUAAUAACAUAGUGAAGUUGGUGAUGGUGGAACAGUCUUGUCGUGUUUUAAGCGGCACUCUCUUCAGAGACUGUAACAGUCUGGUGGACCCAGAGCCCUAUGUGGAGAUGUGUGUUGAGGCGGCCUGCUCCUGUCCAACUGUAGGAGACUGUGUGUGCUUCUGUGAUGUCAUCGCUGCUUAUGCACAGGCCUGUUCAGAGAGAGGCAUGGCUGUCAGCUGGAGGACCAAUGACCUGUGCCCUCUGAGCUGUGAGGACCUGAACAUUGCAGCAGAGGUAUUAGGGGGAGAGCCAUGCCAGUGGAGAUACAACACCUGCAGCUCCGCCUGUCCAAUCACCUGUCAGCACCCAGAGCCCCUCCCCUGUCCAUUUACCUGUCUUGAGGGCUGUCAUGCUACCUGCCCCCCAGGUCAGCUACUGGAUGAGGUGUCCAUGCGAUGUGUUGAGCCCACCCAAUGUCAUGUGUGUUACCAUGACGGCGAGAGGAUCUCUCAUGGCAACAAGGUUAUCCUGAACCAUGAUGACCCCAAGCACUGUCAGAUAUGCCACUGUGAGAACAACACUCUGAGUUGUAAAGUUUGUCCCGUCCUGGAGAUCACUGUCUCUACAACUCUCCCUGCUGAUCUGACGACGCCCACUGCCCUGCCUUUCUCCACGUUGAUGCCAGAACAUUCAUGUGACCGAGCUAUGGAUCUGGCCUUCCUAUUGGAUGGUUCAGCAGCACUCAGCGAGGAAGAUUUCCUGUCUGUCAAAGAGUUCAUCCUAUCAGUGGUGGAUAGGUUCAGAAUGGGCUCUGCUCAUACCAGAGCUACAGUUCUGCUGUACCACUCUGGAGUCAAGACAUACGAUUUACAGGUUCAGAAGUGGUUGUUCAAGAAGACCGUGCGUGAGCUCCACUACAGUGGUGGAGACGUGGCAUUCCUGGACGAAGCUGUGAAGUAUCUGGCCAUCCACAUCUAUGACAAGAACAAGAGAGAACAUGCUGGCCGCGUUGCCAUCAUUCUCACAGCCAACAUCAACCCCCGACCACUCCGUCGCACCGUUAAGCUGCUCCGAACGAAGGACAUCACCACCUUGACACUGGCGCUGGGGCCGGAGGCUAGCUGGUCACAAGUUAAUGAAAUCACCAAGGCCAGGCCUGACAACAGGGCAUACCAACUGAACAGUGUGGCAGAGCUGCCCAUUAACUUCCUGGAGGUCACAGACUAUCUCUGUACCCUAGGGUUGGAGCCAGAGACCCCCAAACCACAUCCUACUAAGCCCAGCUCAGCUAAACUUAACCUGGUUACCACCACCACCAAACAACCCCAACUAUUGGAGCCCAACCCCACCCAGCAGAUCAGCUUGACAUCCUCCACCUCCCAUCAUGACCUCUCCAUCUCCACCCAGCCUGCUAACCUGGCCCUCACAACCACCACCUCCCCCGCUCCUUCUAAAGAAAUUACAUUUAUCCUGGAAGGUUCAGAUUCAGUCGGAGAAGUGGGAUUUAAUAAAUCUCUGCACUUCCUGGAGGAAGUGAUCUCACAGCUUGCAGAGGAAGACGAGCAAUCAGUGAGGGUCACAGUCAUACAGUACUCAGUAACAAUCACCGUGGAGAUAACGCGCUGGGAAAUACAAUGGCACAGAACCCAGUUGCUACAAAGACUGCGAGAGAUCCGCUGGAGGGGCGGAGCCAAGACCAACACGGGUGCAGCGAUUAGCCAGACUUUCCAGGAAAUUAUUACUGACAGGACCUCAUCCACCACCCCCCCACUGGUCUUCCUGGUGACAGAGAACCCCCCCACCGAUGUGAUCACACGCCCACUUUCUCACACACACUCAAAUGUGUUUCCUAUUGGGGUGGGAAGAAAGGUUACAGAGGUAGACCUGCUGCCCCUCAGUUCCCCACAGCGCCCUCUCAUGGUGGAGGACUAUGAUAGCCUAACCUCUCUGGUCCACAGAGUUGUUAACAUCACCAGAACCACCCUUUAUCCUCGCUCUCCAACCCUGCCUCCCCUCAAGCCUUCACUGGCCCCCCGACCCACCCUGCCUCCAUCAGUGCCAUGCAGGAAACCAAUGGACAUCCUGUUCCUGCUUGGAGGCAAGGCCAGUGUGGGUCCAGACACUGACAGGCAGACGGAAGGCGAGACAGCGUUUGAGGACAUGAAGACGUUUGUAAAAGCCUUCAUCAACAGUGCUGACAUUGGUCGGAAUGGGAUCCAGGUGGGUGUGUUUACAUAUGGAGAGACCAGCAGAGUGGGCGUUGCCUGGAAUGAGGAACAGAACAGACCACACCUCCUGACUCUUGUGGACCAGCUGACCAACCCCUCCCACACACACACACCACUGGGUGCUGCUCUGCGAUAUACUGUCCAGAUGUCCAUGUCUCCCUCUAGUGGAGCCAGAGUGGGCGUGGCUAAGGUGGUGGUGAUGCUGGUAAUGGAUAGAUCAACUGACGAGCUGCAAAAGGCCGCUAACGAGGCGCUGACUGCAGGUGUAUCUGUGUUCCCAAUUGGAAUCGGACAUGGUUACAACCGAGCUGAACUGCACAUGCUUGGUUCCCAUGGCAACCAGGACAACACCCUCCACCUGAACAGCCUGGAAGAGCUUAUGAUGCUACUAACACUGGACAAGAGCUACGUAGACCGUCUCUGUAGAGCUGGUCCACCUGGGGUGUGUGUGGAUGAUGAUGGGAACCAAAGGAGGCCUGGUGAGUCUUGGCUGCUUCCAGAUGGCUGCCACUCUGUCCUUUGCAACCCUGGUGGAGCGGUGACGGUGCAGAACCACAAGGUGAACUGUGAUCGCCUGGAACCUCCAGUCUGCAUCAGCUACAUGAGUCCAGUCAGAGUGGAGGAGACCUGUGGUUGUCGAUGGGACUGCCCCUGUGUGUGUAUGGGCAGCUCAACCAAUCAUGUGGUGCGGUUUGACAGUCUGGCUCUGAAGCUGGAUGGGGAAGGGAUAUGUUCUUACACCCUGCUGACAGUUGCUGGGGGCAAAAUGGUCAUAGGGGGCUCAGAGGUCACUUUGCACAUGGGUACCUGCCAAGGGUCAGCUAAUCACAACGACAUCUGCAUGAAGGCCAUGGAGGUCACACAUGGACUGAGUUCUGUCCUACUGAAAGACGACAUGACGGUGACGGUGAAUGGAGCCCCAGUGUCUAUGCCAUACCACUCCAGGCAGGUGGAGGUUAUGAGGUUUGGAGAAGUGAUGUUUCAGCUAAAAUCAGUGGAACACGGAUACAUCCUGGCAUUUACCCCCCAGAACAAUGAGUUUACACUCACACUCAGCUCUUCAUCGACGAACCACACUGCUGGACUCUGUGGGUUGUGCGGUGAGGAGACGGUUAAGCGUCUCUCUCUGAGAAAUGGCAGCUUGACCCUGGACCCAGCCCUCCUGCUCUCUGAUUGGUCUGUGCCUGGUGGCGAGGGUGUGUGUGUCCCGCGACGUUCCCCAGUGUGUGUUUAUGGAGCAUCGAGAGCGUGUGAGGUUCUGCGCUCAGAGGUGUUCUCCUCCUGUCACACACAUGUUCCCAUCAUGCCUUUCAUCACGCGCUGCCAAAAGGAAGCCUGCCAAGAGACGGAUGUAUGUGAUGUUAUUUCCUCCUACACACACCUCUGCCGACAGAGAGGCCUUUGUGUUCACUGGAGGAGUUCCCACCUCUGUCCGAUGCAGUGCCCCAGUAUCAUGGAGUAUGAUGCAUGUCGAAUGGGGUGUGUGGAAGACUGCAGCAGCAUCAACCUCUUGCCUGGUGACACAGGGGUUUUCAGGGGUAACAAGAGCGCAUGCAUGACCACGCCGACAGAGGGCUGCUUCUGUCCGCAGGGCACUGUGCUCCUCGGAGGAGAAUGUGUGUCACCAGAUGUGUGCAACCAGUGUGUUGACCAGCAUGGACACAGACAUCAGUAUUUACACACUUGGGUGCCAGAGGAUAAUCACUGCCAGAUCUGUAUGUGUCUGGAUUAUCAACGUAUCAACUGUACUGCCAAACCCUGCCUCGAUGCUAAAGCUCCAGUGUGUGGUCCCUGUGAGGUUCUGAGGGAGAAGAGAGAGUCCAAGUGCUGUCCGGAGUAUGAAUGUGUGUGUGACAUGGUGAGCUGUGAGUUGCCGGAGAUUCCUCGCUGUGAAGAUGGUCUGACUGUUGUGCUGACUAACCCAGGGGAGUGCCAACCUAUACACCAAUGUGCCUGUAAGAAAGAGGAGUGUUCUCUCCAGGCUCCACCCGCCUGUCCCUCCCACCGGCGGUUGUCUGUCAAACAGACACAGUGCUGUGAUUCCUUCCAGUGUGUGUGUGACUGUCAUAACUCCACCCACUCCUGUCCUCCUGGAUUCAUCAGCUCCUUUUCCACCAACGACUGUGGCUGCACCGAGACUGCCUGCAUGCCUGAUCAGGUUUGUGUAGUAGGGGGCGUGGUCUACCAUGUGGGGAGCCAAUGGGAGGAAGGUUGUGAAAAGUGCAGCUGCACCCAACAACGGGACUCACACACCAACCUGCACAUUGCCCAGUGUGUCCCUCCUGUCUGUGACCACACCUGUCCCCUGGGUUCGGUAUAUGUGGAGUCUCAGGGGAAGUGUUGUGGGAGCUGCAGGAAGUCCAGCUGUGUGGAGAAUGACAGACAUACACCUGGAGACAUACAGACGGAAGGACGGCUGAGAAAGCUGGGGGAGGUGUGGAGGUCUCCGGAGGACAUGUGUGUGUUGCAUCAGUGUGUUUCUGUGGGAGACGGAGAGGUUUUCAUCACACACACCAACGUCAGCUGUCCGCCACUAGAUCCCCCACCCUGCCCCCUGGGAACGGAGCUGCACUGUGACACAUCCGCCUGCUGUCCACAAUGCCACUGUGCUCCCCAAGACGCCUGUGUUCUCAACCACACCCUGAUAGGAGCAGGGGAGCGUCUGAUGGUGGAUAUGUGUACACACUGUUCAUGCUCGGUGGAAGAUGGAGCCGUUAAAAGAUACAAGUUAUCCUGCCGAAGAAUCAGCUGUCCUACCUGUCCAGAGGGUUAUGUUCUAGAGGAGGUUCCAGAGUCGUGUUGUGGUCGUUGUGUGGCCACUGCCUGCAUUGUCCAACAAAAUGAUGGCCACACCAUCACUAUCCAGGUCAACACAACUCUGACCGAAGGCUGUAGCCAGUUCUCCUGUGGUGUCAACAGUAAAGGAGAGCUGGUUCUCAAGACCAUUUUGACCACCUGCCCUCCUUUUGAACGCCAACUUUGCCUGGACCAUGGGGGGAAGGUCAGCCAGAUAGGAACAAGCUGUUGUGAGAUGUGCACUGAGCCAGAGUGCACUAAGAUGGUGGGAACUCUCAACUAUAUCAAAGUGGAUGACUGUCAGUCACAGCAACCAAUAGAACUACACUACUGUGAGGGGAAGUGUCACAGUAAGAGUAUGUAUUCUCUCGAGACUAACUCUAUGAAGAAGGAGUGUGUGUGUUGCACAGCCAUGAAGACAGAGCCCCUGAGUGUUCCUCUGCUGUGUCCAAAUGGUACCCUGACACAUCACAAUGUUAUGUCAGUCACCGCGUGCGACUGUCAAGACCUGCACUGCACUUAGAGAGUGUACCCAGAUAAACAUAUAUUCAAAUAAACAUAAUAAACAUUGUUGGUAUUAUCAUGCAA